AUGCAAUUACAUCAGAUUGCAACACAACAACCUGGAACUAUUACUUACAGAGACUUGGGAUGUUUUUGUGGGUCACAAAGGGGUUUAUGUUCAUGUUACGAACCAAAAAUCCACAAAUUCGAAUGUCCUACGACAGAAAAUAGAGGCAUUGAAGCAGCUGAUACAUUAGAUGAUAUUGAACCAUCAGAUUUAAUGAAUGUGGAUGUUGAGAUAAACCUUGAGGAACUGUCAGCGAUGAAUGAUGUAAACUUUUCAUCAAUUGGUGAUCUCACAAAGCCAAACCAAACUAACUCAGCGCUUGAAAAUGUGGACGAGGACUUUUCUUUCAUUGGAGAUUCUUCGAAACCAAAUACUAUCAAAGCCAACUCAUCGAUGGACGAGGUAAAUAGUUGUUCAAACGGAAACACUGGUAAGCCCAAUAUUAGCCAAGGCGAUUCAGCGAUGGAUGACGUGGACUUCCUUUCUGUCGGAAAGGUCAAAACGCAAAACAAUGGUGACAUUGUUAUUGAAGUCGUGGACAACACAAAGACUGCAAAAGAUAAGAUGAGCGUUAAAGAGUCAACAGUGAUGGAUUAUCUGAACAUUUCAUACACAAAUUCUACAGCUGAUAAUAAGCCGAAUGUUUUCAAAACUGACUUGGUAAAUGACAUUCAAAUGUUGGACCAAAAUACCACCAAUGAUGAGAUUAUUGUAGAGGAAACAACUGUAAUGGAACGUCCACAUAUUUCCCCUACACAUCCCGCGGAUUACACACAGACAAAUGCAGUUAGCCAAGCCGAUUCAUUUAAAGAGAAUUUAAGUACUAUGAGGAAGAUCCCAUGUAUUGUCGACCUAACCAUUCAUCCUUUGGAGAUGAAACUUACUUAUAAGCCUAAAAAAAGGUCUAGCAGCAGCGUGUUAUGUGUUUCGCAACCAAAAGUGAAGAAAAGUAUUGAAGAAGAAAUAAACUCGAAAAAUAACAGCAAACCAUGCACUUCAAAAAGCUUGCGAAAAAGUACAGUUUCUAUUUUGAGUAAUGUUUCUGUUGACUUAAAAUCUAAAACCGAACAAACGAGAUUACCGAAACAAUCAAAAGGAUUAAAGAUGAUUGUGAAACGCGCAUUUACAUGUUACAGUUGCAAUGGUCCUCUCCUCUCGAAUUGCAUUACUAAAUGUAUAUCUUGUUGUAACCGAUUUUGUUUGGCCUGUGCCACGGGAGAAGUCACCAAAGAUUAUAUUUGCGAUAAUUGCCUUAUGUAA
Parnassius apollo (apollo) is the source of this 1239-nucleotide messenger RNA. The record is from the annotation of a GenBank genome assembly. Lineage: Eukaryota; Metazoa; Arthropoda; Insecta; Lepidoptera; Papilionidae.